Messenger RNA from Fukomys damarensis (Damara mole-rat), 3084 nucleotides. It is a transcript of the gene Ncam2, whose product is annotated as neural cell adhesion molecule 2. The record is from RefSeq and is a predicted model, not a curated record. Gene Ontology annotation, molecular function: protein binding. Bases 87 to 2600 code for a protein of 837 amino acids. The transcript has 18 exons. Gene Ontology annotation, cellular component: membrane. Gene Ontology annotation, biological process: cell adhesion. Lineage: Eukaryota; Metazoa; Chordata; Mammalia; Rodentia; Bathyergidae.
CGACGGGCGGCCGGGCAGCGGAAGGUUCUCUCUCCGGGGCUGGACUUAAUAACUUUGGAAUUGUCCACCAGUGUCACGUCCUGAACAUGAGCCUCCUCCUCUCCUUCUACCUGCUCGGGUUGCUUGUCUGUAGCGGGCAAGCUCUUCUUCAAGUGACAAUUUCACUUAGCAAAGUAGAGCUAAGUGUGGGCGAAUCUAAAUUCUUCACAUGUACAGCAAUUGGUGAGCCUGAGAGUAUAGAUUGGUAUAAUCCUCAAGGAGAGAAGAUUAUUUCAACACAGAGGGUGGUAGUGCAGAAGGAGGUCGGCAGGUCACGACUAACCAUCUACAAUGCAAACAUAGAAGAUGCAGGGAUUUAUCGUUGUCAAGCAACAGAUGCCAAAGGACAAACACAAGAAGCUACAGUAGUUUUGGAGAUUUACCAAAAACUCACUUUCAGAGAAGUUGUAUCUCCUCAAGAAUUCAAGCAAGGAGAGGAUGUGGAAGUGGUUUGCCGAGUCAGCAGCUCACCUGCACCUGCUGUCAGCUGGUUGUAUCAUAACGAGGAAGUCACCACUAUUUCCGACAAUCGGUUCUCUAUGUUGGCCAAUAAUAAUCUACAGAUCCUCAACAUCAAUAAAAGUGAUGAAGGGAUAUACAGAUGUGAGGGAAGAGUGGAAGCUAGGGGUGAAAUUGACUUCCGUGAUAUUAUUGUUAUUGUUAAUGUGCCACCAGCAAUCGCAAUGCCUCAAAGGUCCUUCAAUGCCACAGCUGAGAGAGGAGAAGAUAUGACUCUGUCGUGCAGGGCCUCUGGUUCUCCUGAGCCCACCAUCUUCUGGUCCAGGAAUGGCAAGAUCAUUGAAGAAAAUGAAAAGUACAUAUUGAAAGGAAGCAAUACAGAACUCACCGUCAGGAACAUAAUCAAUAGCGAUGGUGGACCUUAUGUCUGUAGGGCAACAAAUAAGGCAGGAGAAGAUGAAAAGCAGGCCUUCCUCCAAGUCUUUGUACAGCCUCACAUAAUACAGCUUAAAAACGAGACUACACAUGAGAGUGGUCAUGUCACACUCAUCUGUGAAGCAGAAGGAGAACCUAUUCCAGAAAUCUCUUGGAAAAGAGCUGUGGAUGGCAUCACAUUUUCUGAAGGUGAUAAGAGCCCAGAUGGCCGUAUCGAAAUCAAAGGGCAGCAUGGAAGCUCAUCCCUGCAUAUUAAAGAUGUGAAGCUGUCAGACUCAGGGCGAUACGACUGCGAAGCUGCAAGCAGAAUUGGAGGGCACCAAAAGAGCAUGUACCUUGAUAUUGAAUAUGCCCCUAAGUUUAUAUCAAACCAAACAAUUUAUUACUCUUGGGAAGGAAAUCCAAUCAAUAUAAGUUGUGAUGUGAAAUCAAAUCCACCGGCAUCGAUCCAUUGGAGAAGAGAUAAAUUAGUCUUACCAGCUAAAAAUACCACUAAUUUAAAGACAUAUAGUGCAGGAAGGAAGAUGAUAUUAGAGAUUGCUCCUACGUCAGACAAUGACUUUGGACGAUAUAACUGCACAGCUACUAAUCGUAUAGGAACCAGAUUUCAAGAAUAUAUUCUUGCCUUAGCUGAUGUGCCAUCCAGUCCCUAUGGAGUGAAGUUAAUAGAGCUGUCACAGACCACAGCCAAGAUUUCUUUCAACAAGCCGGACUCCCACGGAGGUGUGCCUAUUCAUCACUACCAAGUGGAUGUCAAAGAAGUAGCAUCCGAAACCUGGAAAAUAGUGCGCUCUCAUGGGGUUCAAACAAUUGUUGUUUUGAGCAACCUGGAACCAAAUACAACUUAUGAAAUCAGGGUUGCAGCUGUGAAUGGGAAAGGUCAAGGGGACUACAGCAAGAUAGAAAUCUUCCAAACAUUACCAGUUCGUGAACCAAGUCCUCCAUCCAUACAUGGGCAGCCAAGCAGUGGAAAGAGUUUUAAACUCAGCAUCACCAAACAGGAUGAUGGAGGAGCUCCCAUUUUGGAAUACAUCGUGAAGUACAGAAGUAAAGAUAAAGAAGAUCAAUGGCUAGAGAAAAAAGUGCAAGGAAAUAAAGACCACAUUAUUUUGGAGCAUCUACAGUGGACAAUGGGCUAUGAAGUUCAAAUCACGGCCGCCAAUAGACUAGGAUAUUCUGAACCAACAGUAUAUGAGUUCAGCAUGCCGCCCAAACCCAACAUUAUUAAAGACACACUUUUUAAUGGUCUUGGGCUUGGAGCAGUCAUUGGCCUGGGAGUUGCAGCCCUUUUGCUAAUCCUUGUGGUAACAGAUGUCAGCUGCUUCUUUAUUCGACAAUGUGGGUUAUUGAUGUGCAUCACCAGGAGAAUGUGUGGGAAAAAGAGUGGUUCCAGUGGAAAAAGUAAAGAACUUGAAGAAGGAAAAGCUGCCUACCUGAAAGAUGGAUCAAAAGAACCAAUAGUGGAGAUGAGAACAGAGGAUGAAAGAAUUACUAAUCAUGAAGAUGGAAGCCCAGUAAAUGAGCCAAAUGAAACUACACCACUAACAGAACCUGAAAAAUUGCCUUUAAAAGAAGAAAAUGGAAAAGAAGUCCUAAAUCCAGAAACUAUAGAAAUUAAAGUUUCUAAUGACAUCAUCCAAUCAAAAGAAGAUGACGGCAAAGCAUAACAAAGUCCCAGCGGCUUGAACGACCCUACAAAGAGCAUCUGGAUUCCAGUGACCCUAUGACCAAAACUAUUCCACUGACCUUAAUUUCUUGGGAAACUUUUAGCUUGGAAUAGCUUGUACACAUAUACAUAUGAUCAAAUACUCCUGCUCAUAAUCCGUUUUCUUUUGUUGUCCUUGUUGUGGUUGUUCAUUUCUUAGGAAUUUCAGUAUAGAGACUCAACUGGCACCAGCUCUUGUGUAUUGAUUCGAUUCAAUGAUUGAAGUGCUGCAAUUUAUUAUAUGGCUAGAGAGCUCUGUUUCUUAAGAACUUUGCCUCACAUACCACCAAGAAAUAUAGUUCAAACUCUCUACCACGUGAGGGUGUAAGGAAAAACAAAAUGACACAAAGCAAAAAAGCUUUGUGAGCUGAAUGUUUUAGAGAGCCCUGCAUGUUUAUGAAUCAUAAUUUGGGCAAUAGCUUAUUAAAGUGGCUUUCAUAGUAAAA